AUAGCGAACGGUUUCACUCGCAUUAGAUCACCUUUAUUCUGUAUUAAAAUACCUUUAUUCUAUGUUUAUUUAAUAAAAAACUGUGUAAUACAAGGAAAUAGGGUUCUAUUUUAAGUAUAUAUAUAUCAGUAAACAUCGUAUAAAUUUCGUGAAUGUAACUAAAAGCAAGAAUGCACUGAAGUCGUAUUUGUUCGGCUGUUUUCGUUCGCGCGGAUGAAAGUAAUAAUGUUGCGGUCUAAAAUUAAGAUAUUAGAAGAGAUACACCCUUUGGAUGUGAUACAAGAGGUCGAGAAAUGGCCAGUGUUGUACGUGAAGGAUUGUCCAGAACGAAUGAACCAUCAUUUUAAGAAUAAAAUAUGGAAUGAAAUUGGCAAGGCGCUCUUACCGGAGUGGGAGCAGUACAGCGAUAGUGAAAAGAACGUAAAAGUUACAGAUCUAAUGAAGAAAUGGAGAAACCUUCGCGACACGUUCCGAAGACACGUUGAGAUAGAGAAGCAAAGGAUUAAUGGAAAUGAAACGGUCAAGCGUAAGCGCUACGUUUAUUUCAAACACAUGAUGUUCCUGCUCCCUCACAUAGCACAAGACACGGAAUCUGAUAACAGUUUGCAGCCGAAGUUAAACGAAUACCUCCACAACACCCCAGCGAAGAAGAAAAGAAAAGAUAUGAAUCGGAGACUGCGCAAAGAGAAAGUGCCACUCGUAGUCGAGAAAAGAGCAAUCAACGAAAGCAUAGACGAAGACAAGCAUUUCUUAAUGUCGCUGAUACCCUCGUUCAAAAAGAUGUCAGACGAUGAGAAACUUACAGCAAAAGUGGAAAUACUAAAGGUUAUUCAGCAAGUUCGCAGUUCGGCUAUAGAAGUGGUCACAGAAACUGUGGACUGUGGAAGCGCUUCUGGUAAUAAUGUUAAGAUAGAACUGAUAUCAGAAGAUAUAGAUUUGGAAUCUGAUUCGCAGGAAGGUAGCGAAGAGUCUGAUUAGUAUGAAUGGCUUAAAAUCGCUGACGUCUUCUAAACUGCGUAGUUCAAAAUUUAAUCGAAUACCAGCAUAGGAUUCUACAGUAGAAACAGACGAGAAAAAUGCAGUCGCUAAAAAGUGCUUAGGUACCUGAUUGUGAACUAAAGAGAUCCCGAUUUUGCACAUGGUGAUAACAUGUAGGGUUUAUUUAGUAAACUAUCGUACAAUACAUUUUUGUUAAAUUCGUAAUGAAGAGUGCGAAUUAACCGAGACGUGUGUUUAAGUAACACAACAAGUCUCAUUAGAAUGAACUCUUUGUUCGUUGUUGUUUUAUUUAACUAUCUCUGUCAAUGAACCUCACGUAAUAUAAAGGUAAAGCCUCUUUAAUAUGUGUCUACUAAAAAUACGUGUAUACUUAGUUUAUAUUAUAAUAAUACAUUAUAAUGUAACUACGAUUGACGACAGUUUUAUGCGCUUUUGUAUACAAUUGUUUAUCUUAUUUUUAAUGGAUUGCGUAAACAAACAAGAUAAUUUGAAACAGAGAAAAGUAGUGUAUGAGGCAUGGAUUUGAUUUUUAAAAAGUUAAUUUAAAAGUGGUAUGGUUACCAGCCACACUAACUUUUGCUUUAGGGUUGCCUACAUUAUAAAUAAGUACACCUUUUGUCAGCAUUAUAAUAAUUUUUCAACUUGUAUAAAGUUGUUAUUAGAAAAUGUAUAAAUAAAUUUUAUUCAAAUUUUCUUCUACUAUUGGAUACGAAAAUUAACAUAGAAAUAGAACAACAAAAUCUGAUAUAAGUACAACUUUUGCUUGUUUAUGGAAUGCCUUCUUGUAAUCUCAAACUUACAGUUGUUUAAAAAACCGUUUAUACGGUAGGUAUUUAUACCAUUAUACAAAAUAUUAUAUAAAUAUUUAAUAAAGUUUUUGUCUGUU
This is a messenger RNA of Leptidea sinapis, 1885 nucleotides long. RefSeq lists its product as uncharacterized. Gene Ontology annotation, cellular component: nucleus; transcription regulator complex. NCBI's taxonomy places the organism in Eukaryota, Metazoa, Arthropoda, Insecta, Lepidoptera, Pieridae. Gene Ontology annotation, molecular function: DNA binding. Gene Ontology annotation, biological process: regulation of transcription by RNA polymerase II. The record is from RefSeq and is a predicted model, not a curated record. The transcript has 2 exons. Bases 214 to 978 code for a protein of 254 amino acids.